Parasteatoda tepidariorum (common house spider) is the source of this 3204-nucleotide messenger RNA. RefSeq names its product endothelial cell-selective adhesion molecule. NCBI's taxonomy places the organism in Eukaryota, Metazoa, Arthropoda, Arachnida, Araneae, Theridiidae. The record is from RefSeq and is a predicted model, not a curated record.
CUCCGUCUGUUCAAUCUUUCUUUCGAGAGAUUUUCCCGUUCCUCUCCUUCUGAAUUUAUUUCUCGUCGGAGUUUAGCCUCGAUCACACUUCCUUAAUGGUUUAUCAUUCUUGGCGCAAGUUUCAUUAAAUAGUGGACUUAUUCAUUUUUUUCUUUCAUUUGUGAUAAACUCUCUCAGUAUAAAAUAAGCUGUAUAGACAGGUUGAAUUCAUAGGGGGAAUAAGAUGCCUUGGAAAAGGAUGAUAACUUGAUUCUACAAGAAGAAAUAAAGUCGAAUUAAGACAAUGCUGGAAAAUGUCAUUUUCAUGUUAAUCAUUUUCUACCUACAAGAUAUAGUUUCGAGUAAAAGUGUGAGAGUAACUGAACUAAAAGUUCCCUCUACCGCCAUAUUGGGAGAGUCAGUCACUCUUGUUUGCAACUAUGACCUUGGGAGUGAAGAACUUUAUGUCGUCAAGUGGUACAAAGACGAUCUAGAAUUUUACAGAUUCGAACCAAAAGAUGACAACCAAUCAGUAUAUUUCUCUCAGCCUGGCAUUGACAUCGAUUUAUCAAAGUCAGGUAGCAACGUAGUAUAUUUGAAAAACGUAGCUCUUGACUCAGCAGGAACGUACAAGUGUCAAGUGUCUACAGACGCACCACUUUACAGUUGUGUUCAAGCUGUUAAAGAUAUGAAUGUAGUUAUUUUACCAAUGGAAGGACCAGUCAUAUCAGGGGGAAAAGGCAAAUACGAUUUUGGGGAUAAUGUUACUUUAAAUUGCACAUCAGCCAAAUCAAAACCAGCUGCCAAAUUGAGUUGGGUAGUAAAUGGAGUUUUAAUUGAUGACAAUGACACCACUGUAGACCAUGGAGUUAUUGUCGAUACAGAAAACCUAGAAGCCACAUCCAAAACACUGCAGAUUCCGGUAACCGAGAGACUGCUAAGCAACGGGAGAUUAGCGAUAAAAUGUGAAGCUUCCUUUUAUGGUAGAGUAGCCAUUAUCAGUAGAGAUAUCACACUUAUUGAAGUCGAUUCAGCAUCUAACUGCACAUUCAGAAACUUACUGUUGCUCAUAAUGCUCUUUAUCACACUAUGGCCUGGAUUUAGAUGAAGACUAUUCUAAAGCCUUAAAAAUGAAGCAUGACUACUUGAAGAUGUGCCAGUGCUUCCUGCAUUGAAAAGAUCCAUCUUACAUGUUUUUAUACUGUACAUAAAAUAUCUGAACUGGUAUAAAUAAUGAUUGAAUUAAUUUCGCAUUAACGUGAAAGCUUUUUUUUUUAAUUUUACACUUUUUCUGAAGAAAGGAAUAAAUAAAGUCAUCUUUUGACUAUUCUUUCCAGAUUUCUCAUCUGCAUUUCGGGAAAUCAUGAAUUUUUAUUUAUAAUUUAGAGUUACAGAAAGUUCAAGAAACAAAUCUGUGGAACAAUAAUACGAUUGUCAGAGUGCAUAAAACGUCAUUUGUUUUCUAGUUAACUGAGUGGUUUGUGUUUAAUUUCACAUCCAUGCAUUGCAGAAAGUGAUAAUUGGAAGAUUUAAUGCCUCCUUUGAUACCACACAUUUCUAAUUAAAUUUAUACACUGUUAAUAUGCUUUAAGGCCAAGUUUUGUUUAAAAAAAGACGGAAAAAUCUUUCUGAUAGAAAAUAUAACGUAUAUCACAUAUUUUGUUUCGUAUUGAAAAUAUGUUUUGAUGACAAAACGAACCGAGGUAAUCUUUGUAAAGACUUUUUUUAAGGUGUACCUCGUAUGUUAGAAGAACCCUAAGUCCAAAUCAUAACCUUUUAUUCAGGAAAGCACUGUAAUGAAUUUUUAUUUUUUUCUUCUCAAAUAAUAAAAAAUGAUAACUGAUUUUAUCAAAACUUUUUGUACUUAAAAUGAUUUGGGAAAAAAAUUGAGUUGAGGUGCUGUUUAUAAAGUCUUCUUAUUGAAACUGACCAUCAUAAGUUUUAUAAAAAGUGAAAAAUAAUAAUAGAUUCCAGGGAAUCAUUUUGUACUUUGAAUAUUUUUGAGGAAAGGUAAUGAUUGCAAUUUUUUUUCCUUUGAUACAUAAACAACAUAAAUCAAGAAUUUUGAAUACUUCUGAAAAGAAAAAGAAAUGAUAACGGAUUUUAUGAAACUUGUAUUGUACUUAACAUGUUUUGCAGGAAACAAAAUGAGCUAAUCAAAAUUAUGUACUCGGAAAAAAAUUCUGGUGAAAAUACAUCACUUUAUGGUAAUAACAUUUCUGUUAAGAAAAUACACAAUAUUUAAAUCAUCCGUUUGGUAAUAAUUCCGUGUGGUAAAAGUUAAUCGAAAUUUCUAAUUUCCAAAAUUAUAGUUUUUUUUUUAAUUUUAUUUAUUUAUUUUUUUUUUUUUACCGAGAUUUAGUAAAUAUUUCAAUAAUGAGAAGUAAAUUUAACCGAAUAAAUGUUUUUUGAUGCCAUGCUCUAAGACAAAGUUACCAAAUUUGUAACGUCUUGUAAAAGCAUCUCAUAAAAGCAGCAUAUUUUGCAUCCUAUACAUUAUAUCACUGUUAUUACUAAUUUUACUGAAAUAAUUACCAAAGCCACUAAGGUAAAAAUUACCAAGGUUUUUGUUGUUCCCAUAAAGCCAGAAACGCAGCAAUUUUUCUUCCAAGUGUUUGAUCAUAUUUUAUUUCUUAGUGUAAAAAGUCUCUUUUCUUAAAGAUGAACGUCACAAUUCAAUCUAACCGUCGCUAAAAUUGCAGCUACGUUAGAUUUAAAAUAAUUUAUCUGGUUCUAAUUAGAAACAUUUGAAACAGACUCAUUAAUUUUUGGUUCAUUAAAUUAUAAAUUAUUUUCAAUGAACAUUGUAUUACACAUUAAAAAUUAAAAAUUUAGUUUGCUGUCUUAAAAGACUAUAUAAUUAUUUAAUUAUUCUUAGAUUAUUAUUUUUUUUGAAACGGAAAAAAACCUUACAUGUUUCAGGAAAACAUGCAUUAAAAUAAAUUAAAUUUCAAAUAUUUACCUUCAUGUUGCAGGAAACCAUGCAUUAAAAUAAAUUCAAUUUUAAAUAUUUACAACUUUGAUCCUGUAUUGGUUUAAUACUUUAAUUAAUUUCAUAGGUCUGAAAUUAAACUUUUAUUUAUAUUUUUCUAAUAUGUUUUGUUUCUUGCUACGAGCCAUUUAAUUUACAAUUUCGAUGUCACGCAUUUCUAGAAUAUGCAUGAAAGUAUUUAAAAAUGUAAAGCAUUUGUUAAAAUACGAUAAAUAAAGUUAUUUUAAAUUCCC